This is a messenger RNA of Aedes albopictus (Asian tiger mosquito), 5919 nucleotides long. RefSeq lists its product as uncharacterized. The record is from RefSeq and is a predicted model, not a curated record. Bases 2245 to 3231 code for a protein of 328 amino acids. NCBI's taxonomy places the organism in Eukaryota, Metazoa, Arthropoda, Insecta, Diptera, Culicidae. The transcript is spliced from 2 exons.
CGAAUUGUAUUAAGGCCGUUUACGGUAUCAGUCAAAUAUGGCGUAUUGAUAAUCAUUGACGUAAUUAUGUAGUUGUGUGCGUAAAAAUUCAGCUUGUUUUGAAUAACUUCAAAAUUCCACUAGUUUUACUUGGAAUAUUUCAACAAGAUUGUAUCACAUAAUAGAUUGAACAAUUACCGAUCAAUUCCAUCAAACGGAGAAAGUUUUAAAUUGUUCAUUAUUGAAAUCCAUUACCUGCCACAAAAAUCACGCAUUCCGGUGCUCUACUCUUCUUCUUCUUGGUGUUUUUAUUAACUUUGGUGACCACUAUUUUGAUGGGUGAUUUGUAACACUUCAACACUUCGCACAGUUCUAAAAAAGUAUCAUAGCCAUUAUUACACAUAAACUCACUAUUUAAACCGCAUUUCAUAUCACUUAAUUGAAUAUUCUUCAUAAUUCAUCAAAAUAUAACUCGAAUCAAACACGGGAACUUCUUUUUCAGUUUCAUUCAUACCACACACUACUCAUUCAGGAGUGUGGGUAUUGAAUCAUCAAUCAUCAUUUCCAGUGAUGCCAAAUAAAUUAAGAUACAAACUUCAUAAGAAGAAAAAAAAUCUCAUUUUUUCUGAACUUUAAGCUUGACUUUGAGCGUGUGAAAAAUAGGUUUAAUAUUAUAUUAUUAAAAUGAUAACAGUAUUUUAUUCUGUCACAUCAAAUUAUGUGUAAAGCAAAUCAUUAUGCUCAGUGACUAAAAUUUAAAUGUUCAAAUCGGCAACACUGCCCACGACCGAAAAAUGAAAACAAUAAUAAACCAUCCGAGCGACGCAAACCAAAAAUCAAAGUAAACAUGCCACGAGUGUCGAAAAAGCGUAAAGCCGCGAUGUUACGGUGCAUCCGGCGAAAGGAAACGACGGAGGAGAUAGUUCUGGAUGAAAUCCGAUCGGGGACAUCACCAACGAACAUAGCUGAAUGGGAAAUUGAACAGCCGCUCGGAAAAAUUGAAGGUAGGUUUUCAAUUUAUCUGAUGUUUACCUCAUAGUGUUACCUUUCUUACGCUCAAGAAAGGUGCAUACUUUUCUUGAUAAUGAAACCUGACGAUAUUUCUAGAUCCCUACAUGGACUUCGAUGCAGUUCCUGGCUUCGCUUCGAUCGACUGUAGUCCGGCUUCGGGCGUUUCAAUGCCAUCUGCAGAGGACAGCAUAGUGCCAAGUGAACUUUUCGAUGCACAAGCAAGCAGCGUUGCGCAGUUGAAGAUUGAGGAUUUUAAUGCAUUUCCAUUGCCGGAUAUACCAUUCGAUCCCAUGUUCGACUACUGGGCGGAAAACUAUGGUUCAGAUGUGCGGAGAGAAUCCUCAACGGUUUCUCGACCGUUGGCUUGGAAAUCAGAGGAAACCCCACCAGCACCCUCGCACACACCGAGUACCAACGAUCCUCCAGCUGACACGGAAAUAAAUCGAAGCAACACGUUAGACGAAGUUGGACAUUUUUUAUCUAUCCGAAACACAACAAUUUCUACGGAGUUCCGUUUUGGAACCGCUCCACUGCCCGAGCAAAGUCUGAUAGCAAAUAGAAAACUAAUUUUGAAGUUGUGAUAUUGCAAAUUUUGAUAACUCAGGUUGUUGUCGUUUUGGUCGUUUUAACGGUUAAAACAUCAAAAAUGAGAGCAGAAAAAUGUUCAUGUGACAGCAAAUUGAAAACCAUUCCUGCUAUCGAUGAUAGCAAAUUGAUAACUGUUUUUGUUAUCAGCGCAAGAAAAAUGAAAAAUCGUUAAAUGUAGAGUUUUUCGGUUGAUAUCAAAUACUAAAUGCAAUAAUACAAUUGCACUAAUGAUAUAUCCCUAGAAUUAAUUCAUAUAGUUUACUAAAAGAUUUACAAACUAUUGUAACACUAAAUAUUUACAUUUAUUCAAAAUGACAGCAAACCGAAAGCAAAAUUUGAAUUCAAAAUAAGUAAAGACAAAAUGAUAUCAAAAUGUGAUAUCAAUUUGUUGCUGAAUACAAAUCAUGUUUUCGAUUUGCUGUAAUUUUGUUGUUGGGCUUUGCUCGGGUGUCGCCACUAUUGGCUGAUACUUCUGCUGAUCUGGAAGGAGAAUGUUCUGAGCCGAUCCGUACUGAUUGUGCGUUAGGGGAAAAUGGUCCGGUUGAUCAGUGGCCUAGUUCGGAAAGACAUCUGGUGCCUUCAUCGUCGGUGGAGAAGUUGUCGUUUGAUGACAGCAUUGAAAUAGACUGCUGUCAUCAAAAUCUGGGUAAGAUUGCAUAAUUAUGUAUGACGUUAUUUAUGAAAAGAAAAAUUAAAAUCCUUUUAGACAUUCGCUGUGAGGAAAGGCUUGUUGAAGAUCAGACAGCAAAGCCUCGUAUUAAUCUAACAAGAUCGAAAGUGAUGAUUAUCGACAUCCCAGGGAAGCCACCUGGAGCACAUGGAUAUGACCAGUUAGACUGCUAUUGUGACGCUUGCAUCAAAUGCUGUGAAUUCAAAAAGCAGAUACCAGCUGCUUCUGAAAAAAAGACGUCAAAAUCCGACACUCAGGAUGACAAAACUACCGAAGCAAAGAUGCGUGAAAUAUACCAUAAAUUUGACGAAAUUGAGCUCUCUACUGGCACCUACGAUCAUUCGCAAGCAUUCGUGAAAACUACCACUGAAAAUCGUCGUAAAUCUGUCGUUACUACAAGAGGAUGCCAGGCGGCGAAUGCUGAUGAAUUUGCACAACUUGAUAUACCGAAAUGGAAGAGGCUAUGCGGCCGUCGAAUAAUCGAUUAUGAUUAUUUUCUGAAGUGGGUCGUCACGGCCCAAGCAGUGCACUCCAGAUAUUGUCUUGGCGUUUUAUGUCCAUAUCAAGAAGAUGUGAAGUCGAUGCAAUCAACAUUGUGGCUUAUGUGCAAUGUAUGCGGAAUAAUUGUAAAAGGGUCGUCCGAGGAACCAAGCCGUGGUACCCGGCUUAGAUAUUGCACAAGCUGGGCUGUUCUGAACACCGGUUCUACAUACACAAUGGCCCAGGAGUUUUUUGCGUUUCUAGAUAUCCCUUUUAUGAAUCAUGAUACUUUUUCGAAAGAUGAAUCGGCUAUGGAUAACGUUCUUGAGAGCGCUCUGCAAGAUUCCCUGGACAAAGCCGUCCAAGAAGAAGUACAACUUGCUUCGCAAGAACUAGUUGACAAACAGCUGCCUGAAGAUGCCCCGCUAAACCUAUGCUGUGAGUUGGAUGGAUCUUGGGGGUUACGCAGUAAUGGACACAGGUUUUCUUCUGCUUCUGGAUAGGUACACUGGAUAGGUGCUGCUAUGAUAGGUACACGAUCCAAAAAAGUUGGAACAAGAGAUGUUCAGCAUGUAACCAUAGCGCAAAACGACGAAAAUUGGAUAAAAAAAUAACUCCACAUAAGUGUUAUAAGAACUAUACUGGUUCAUCCGGCGGUAUGGAAAGCGACAUUGUAAUUGAAGGAUUCGAAAAACUGUAUCAAAAAGGAGUCAAAUUCACAACAGUUGUGACAGAUGGCGAUUCUACAACGGUGUCUAAACUGAAAAACAGCUGCGUUUAUGGUCACGAAAUUCAACAUCAGUUGUGUUGUAAUCACAUCACGAAAAAUGCUGGGAAAAAAUUACGAGAAGUAUAGCACAUGCCGUUAGGUUGAGUCCGAUGUAUCACAGCUUCCUUUUUUUGUAGAUAAAAGUUCCUAAACAAUAUGUUGAGCAUGUGUCGAAGCGAUAUGAACGUAUAACAAAAGGAGUACGCAGUGCUAUCAAACACUGCGCAGACGAAGGAUCUCAAGACGUCGAAGGACUUCGGCACGACAUCAGAAAUGUGCCAAAUCACGUAUUCGGUGAGCAUUCAGCUUGUCGUGACUAUUUUUGCCAACACAAAAAUGAACCGAACGAUACUCCUAGCAUCAUUGAAGAUUUACGAAGGUGUGGUGUAUGGGAUAAGAUUGUCGUGAUAAUGGAAAAAUUAGCAUCAAAAGCAGAGUUUUUGUGUGAAAACAAGACCAGCAACUUGUACGUAUAGUAAUUCAGUCACUCCAUAGAAAAUCGAUAUAGUGGAUCUCCAAGUGUGCUGAUAUGUACUGGAGAAUUUGUAGUUCAUUGAAAAUAAUUAGACCCGUAAUUUUUUUUUUAUUUCGUCUCAUAAGGGUGACCAAUUUUGGGAUAGUGUUCCGAAAAAUCAAGAUUUUUUAAGGACACACGUCUUGAAAUCCCGUUUCAACACUGCAUCAGAACUUCAGACGCACAAAUCUCAAGAAGCAAGCAUCAAACAACAGUGCAUUUUAUUAUUCUGUUCUUGCUCACUUGAAAUAAGCUUAAAAUAAGAAGCUCAGGUGCGCUGCUGUUGUUUGCGAAGAGAUUUGUGCUUUCGAAAUCGUGAGUAGGUGCCAAAGUCGGCCAUUGUGGCGGCCAUUUUGGGAUUCUAACAAGUCUGUCUUUUAACCUAAAUUUCUUUUUUUGUUUGAAAGAUAUUGAUUUCGUUUUGACAUGGACAGUUCAAUUGGGUUUUGCCCCAACCAGCGAACAUCCAACCAUCAUCGUGACACCCCAUCUAAUCAGCCCCCAACGAACGAAUCGGCACUGUAUAUCGAUUUUCUACGGAAUAUCCGAAUUUAUAAAUUAGGGGAUUCACUAAACAGUGUAAACCGAUUAAACUGAUUAAUUGUCGCAAUCACCAAGGCAAUCUUGGAUUACUUCAUUCGCAAUUUCAUGAAACAUUUCAAUAAUCAGAUAAUCAUCGCUUGCAGUUAUUUAAUCUGUUUAGUGAAUACCCCUAAUAUAUUACCCAAUAAUUCAAAUAAAUAUUGACAUAUGUUUCAUUCAGGGCUGAAAACUUGUUUUGCCGUCUUUGCAAAUAUAAUGUCGGUAAGAGGGUGGAUACUAUGAGCCGUGGAUCUUACCAACGGCGCGUACAGAUUACGGCACUAAUGUGUAAUGAAGGCUACGCUUGGCACGAAGUGUACAUGAAAGUGUUUACAGGAGAAAGUCCAGGAUUUUGGACAAGGAAAAUGUUUGAACAGAAAUCGAAAUCUCUGGAGCGAUCACGAAGAGCACGAAAAAAUCCGAAUUUCACUCGUCGAUCUAAAACAGCCCAGCUGGAAAAAGAAACGGACUAUGGAGAAGCGGCUGUAGAAGAAGCAGAAAAUGCAGCACGUGAACAUGUCGUUGUUGAUGUCGAUAACAUGCGAUUGAAGUAUCAGGUAAACUUGUUUUAGAAGUCUACUAAAGUAAUAUCUUCAUGAGUAUUUUUAAUUGCAGUUAAACGAAUCUACCAAAAAGAAGCUCAAGAGCUGUUCAACGAUCACUGAAAUGGAGGAACUGGCAAAAGGCCGCAUUCUUUCGAAAUUUAUACCUGAAGUUGUGAAUUCACGAGAAGCAUCUAAAUUGAAGAAAAGCGAAACUCUGUUGCAAACCACCACGACAUGGAAUUUCUUGAAAAUGAAUCGUGCGGUAGUUGGGCUGAUUUUGCGACUAUUGAAAGAAGAACAUGCAAUGGUUUUUGAAGAAAGCAAAAUGUUCAUUGAUCCCUGCCAUGAAUUUUUAUGCAGUGUUCCAGAUGGUAAUUUUAUUUAUCAUUUUUCACAUGAGUUUAUUUUAGACACAUGUUUCUUUCUUCAAUUAAAGCGGUAUCCAAAGAUGGUGCAACUAUACUUCUGGUGAAGAAGAAGGAAUCAAAUGGAGACAUCAAAGAACAAGCUUCGUCUCCUAAAGGAGUCUUAGGAUGCAAGAUCAAAGGCGGAAUAAUCACAUUGGACCGUAGUACAACCAUGGAAGUUCAGGCUGCCAUUCAUAUUUCUUCAAGCGCUCGGUGUUUAGUGUUUUUUAUGCUGGGGACAAAUGUAUCCAAUCAUUUGAUGAAGAUCGUUGACAAGGACGAGGAGUUCUUCGAAACGAAAAUUGAGCCCAAAUUGAACAUUUUUUUUAACGAUUACUUUUUGAAGAAACUCGUAGAAAAACAAAUUUCAGUCA